AUGUUUUCAUCUGCAGAUCCAACCACAAUGGUCGCAUCUGCACAUCCUACAUUGGCCAUCAAACAAUCGAACCAGCACCUAAGCCCUAUGAGCCCAGCAGCCGAAUUUUCUACCAUGGGCCUAGUCACACGAAAAGAGUGGGUGAUUCCGCCGCGUCCAAAGCCAGGGCGAAAGCCAGCCACAGACACGCCACCUACCAAACGAAAGGCCCAGAAUCGAGCAGCACAGCGUGCAUUCAGAGAAAGACGUGCUGCCAGAGUUGGAGAGCUAGAAGAACAACUUGAAGAGUCAAAGGAGGAACAAAAACAACGUGAAGCAGACCUAAGGAGCAAGAUUCAACAACUCGAAGCUGAUGUGAGACGCUUCCGUGGAGAGCUCAACUCUUGGAGGCUACGAUGUGAAAAUCUAGACAAAAUUGCUCAACAUGAAAAAAGAGAAAAAAAUAUCGCUCUUGCGGAGUUGGAUUUCAUCCAAAAGAGCUACCCACUGUCAAACAUUACCAGCUCAGCUACAUCUCAUUUAAAUCACACAAAGAACAUAACGUCUCUGCUGCCGGAGAGAGUUUCUAGCUCUGAGGCCUCGACCCAAACCGAAACUAGAGCUAUGAAGUCGAGCUCUACUAGCACAGAAACUGCUUGUGCUGAGAGAAUUGUAUCUCCUGCCUCCUCAGGAUGCUGUGGCACACCAUCUAUGUGCUUAAAUUCUCUAGCAGAGGAGGACGAUGAGCCCACAAAAUCGCAUAUGCCAAUUGAGUAUAAAAGAUCAUAUUCACCGGAUGUAGUUAAGGUCCCUGAAAAAAGAAUGCGUCAGUCUGUGCCCUCCACCGAGAUGGAGACUGAUUUCACGAAUCAAUUCACUACCAAAGUAACGCCUAUCGAAAAUCAACCAUCCUUACAAAUACCAAUGAUCGAAUCUUGCGGGUUUUGUAAUGAUGCAACAUUUUGUAUUUGUGCUGAGGCCGUCGAUGCUCCUUCCCUGAGUAACAGUGACCGUGAGAGCUGGCCUCAGCCAUUUCAGAAUACCACUUUUCCUGAGCCGCAGAUAGAUGCCAACGCAAAUUUCAUCAAGCUACCGGCACUCCAAGCAUUUUCUGUAGAUCACUUACACAGCACAGAAAAGAAAAGCCCACGUAAAAAUGGUCCAGGAUCAUGUCAACAAUGCCAACUAGAUCCGCGGUCAGGAGAAUUUUGCCGUUCACUCUCAGAAUUACGCGGUGUAAACUCUAAAAUUCAAAUAGAAUGUUGCGGCAACAAAAGUAGUGAAGACUGUUGUAAAGUUUUAUCAAACAUGGAGCCCACAGAACUCACGCCUAGGUUAUCAUGCGCAGAUGUAUACAAAACUCUUUCAAGUCACAGAAACUUUGAUCAAGCAAAUAACGAGCAGGAUACUUGGCUUGGAAAGCUACAUGCUUUGCCUCCUGUUCAUCCAAGCCGGGCCCCCAUUGAAGUUGAAGCUGCGAGUGUGAUGGGGGUUUUGAAGCUUUUCGAUAGACGUUUUGGAAGGGGCUGA
Messenger RNA from Blumeria graminis f. sp. triticale, 1509 nucleotides. Lineage: Eukaryota; Fungi; Ascomycota; Leotiomycetes; Helotiales; Erysiphaceae. The record is from the annotation of a GenBank genome assembly.